Molecule: messenger RNA, 1566 nt
Organism: Eimeria necatrix
Lineage: Eukaryota; Apicomplexa; Conoidasida; Eucoccidiorida; Eimeriidae
Exons: 1
Coding region: 1-1566 (521 amino acids)
Source: RefSeq, a predicted model, not a curated record
AUGCAGGCGAGUCCGCAGCGUAGCCCAGUAGCUGCGGCUGCAAGGAAUCGUCGAGCGGCUGCAGCUGUGGUGGCAGCUACGCUGGCAGCCUCUCCAGUGCGCCAAGCAACAGCAGCAGCAGCAGCAGCAGCAGCAGCAGCAGCAGCGCCACGGGCUACUGCUGCGGCUUUCCCUUGUUUUGACUUCGCCAAAAAUGUGGGCCAGAGAGGUGACAGAGAAGGCUUUGGCUCAGCUGCUGCUUCUCCGCUGAGUGCUUUGCGGGCAGAGGGGCGGGCGCCUGCAACACCGCCGACAGCAGCAGCAGCAGCAGCAGGCGCAGCAGCAGCAGCAGCAGACGCGCAGCAAUGGAGCCGCUGCAUUGAGGCAGCAACGAGUGUUUCUAAGGCCUGGAAUGCCUUGAAGCUGCACACAAGCAGCAGCAGCAGCAGCGGCAGCAGCGACAGCGGUAGUUGCUGCUGCUGCUGCAGCAUUCGACUUUACGGCGAUGUCGCUCGGCUGUCUUGGCAGCUGCAGCACGACAUCAAUGCUUUGCUGCUGCUUCUUCCCGCAGAGCGCGUCCAGGAGGACGCAGAAACAGCAGCAGCUUUAUCUGCAGCAGCAACUGCAGCAGCAGCAACUGCAGCAGCAGCAACUGCUGCUACAGAUGCGGGAGCUGCCAGCACAUCGAAGCUUUGGGGCGAUGCAGCCAGUUGGAGUGUCGCGCUGCAGCCCCGGCCGCCAGCAGCAGCUGCUGCAGCAUUGUCUGCAGCAGCAGCAGCAGCAGCAGCACACUCAGCUGCAACAGCAGCAGCAGCAAACCAAACACCUCAUCAGCUGAAUUGCUGCUGCCUUCCUUCGGUUUCCACAGCCCUUCGGCUGGUUCGAGCUCUGGGUCUUUGUUCUUGUGAAGCAGCAGAAGGCAGCAGCGCAUUGCUGCUGCUGCACAAGGCUGCAGAAGCAGCGGCAGGUGCCGCUGCUGCAACAGCUGCUGCAGCGGCACCUGCUGCUGCUACAGCACCUGCUGCUGCAGCAGCACCUGCUGCAGCGCAGCCACCGGCUUCCUGCACCUGCGAAGCUACUCAGAGCAGCAAGCCUUCGCAGCAUCCGGGCGGCCCGCUACACAAGCUGCUGCAGGCAGCAGCAGAAGCAGCAGCACAGACUUAUGGGUCACUGCUGUCAAUAGAAUCGCUGCUGCGGGCGCUGGCUGCUGCAUUAAGGCAAGAGCAGCAGCAGCAGGACCUUCAUUUGCUGCUGCGAGGCGCGGGGAGUGAGCCCUUUGCUGCCUGGGAGCAGCAGCUGCAGCAGCAGCAACAGCAACCACAGCAGCAGCGGCAGCUGCAGCAGGCAAUGCAGACACUGGAGCAUUUCCUGACGAAGGACUUCGAGGGCCUGGCCAGCGCCGUAGUCAGCCGCUGCAUGGCUGGCUUAGCUGCACUGCAGCAGCACGCACUGCAGCAGCAGCAGCAGCAGCAGCAGCAGCAAGGGGCCCAACAGCAGCAGCACGAAGAAGUGGUUCUCACUAUUGGAGCCGUAAGCCAGUUUCAGCUGCAUGGAUGCAAGUGGCAUCACUGUGGGGUUAUUUGCUGA